Molecule: messenger RNA, 882 nt
Organism: Pyricularia pennisetigena
Lineage: Eukaryota; Fungi; Ascomycota; Sordariomycetes; Magnaporthales; Pyriculariaceae
Exons: 2
Coding region: 1-882 (293 amino acids)
Biological process (GO): mitochondrial respiratory chain complex IV assembly; intracellular copper ion homeostasis
Cellular component (GO): mitochondrial inner membrane
Molecular function (GO): copper ion binding; copper chaperone activity
Source: RefSeq, a predicted model, not a curated record
AUGAGCCGCAGAAUAAUAGCAUCCAAGCUCCCGUCGCGGGCGGCCCUCGAGCCAUGUCUCAAUGCCUCGAGGCAACAACCGACCCAAACCUGCCGCCGAUUUCUCUCCUCGCCGAGCACAUCACCGUCCUCCCGCCGCCCAACGACGACACCAGGACGCAUCCGGCAGCAACAGCCUUUUGUACCACGGAGAUGGAAGUCCGAGACGGUGGAGGAGCUGAAGAGCAGGAAUAGAAGCGGGCCCUUCUCCUGGAAAGCCGGUGUCAUCUUCGUCCUGACCGCCGCGGGGCUGGUCUGGUACAUGGACUACGAGAAGGAGCGGAUGCACAAGAAGCGCAUCGCAGACGCGUCCAAGGGCGUGGGCAAGCCGCGGAUCGGCGGCGCCUUUGAGCUGAUUGACCAGGACGGCCGGCCCUUCUCGUCCGACUCGCUGCGGGGCCGCUACUCGCUCGUCUACUUUGGCUUCUCGCACUGCCCCGACAUCUGCCCCGAGGAGCUGGACAAGAUGGCGCUCAUGUUUGACGAGGUCGAGCGGGAGCGGCCCGGCGCCCUGGCCCCCGUCUUUGUGACGUGCGACCCGGAGCGCGACACCCCUGAGGUCCUCAAGGAGUACCUGGCCGAGUUCCACCCGCGCUUCAUCGGCCUCACCGGGACCUACGAGCAGAUCAAGGCCAUGUGCAAGGCAUACCGCGUCUACUUUAGCACCCCGCGCGACGUCAAGCCCGGCCAGGACUACCUCGUCGACCACAGCAUCUACUUUUACCUGAUGGAUCCCGAGGGCAAUUUCGUCGAGGCCCUGGGGAGGCAGCACUCGCCCAAGGCCGGCGCAAACAUCAUACUCGACCACAUGAAGGAGUAUAAGGGGCAGAUCAAGACGGCAUGA